Messenger RNA from Effrenium voratum, 1770 nucleotides. The record is from the annotation of a GenBank genome assembly. NCBI's taxonomy places the organism in Eukaryota, Dinophyceae, Suessiales, Symbiodiniaceae.
AUGGCGGACAUCGAGCAGAGUGCACCCACCACGCCGCGAAAGCCCACCGAGAAGCUCGCACCGUGCUCGCCUCUACUUUGGGUGCCCUCUCCUGCCCGUGCUCGCACCACCCCGCCAGCUACGCCAGAACCCAAGAAGGAGACUGUGAGGCCUGAGGAGGCGGCGCUGUUCCAGGUUCCGAGCCCCCUGCGGGUGCGAGAGCCUCCCGUGGCGCGCGUGCGCAAGAUGGCCAAGGGCUGCGCGGUGGUUCUGAUCCGCGACCACCGGGUCACGGAGCUGGCCGUGGCCAUGGCCGUGGCGGUGGUGGACGGGGUCUGCGUGGAGCUGCGCCGCCACAGCCGGCGCAAGCACGAGGUGGAGGAGUCGGGGAUCUUCGUGGCAUGGGGCCACCGAGUGGAGCGCCGCGCCACGGUGAGCGAGGAGGGCCUCGAGGCUUUCUUCAACGGCCUCGCCGGGGUCCGCACGCCCGAGGCUGUAAGGAUCCAGGCGCCGUUCCAGGAGUGCCUGCAGGUCUUCUCGCUGUCCUCAAGCAAUGCCUUGCGCCUGGCCACGCCCCAGGUGGUAAAGCCCAGCAAGGCGCAGCUGCUGAAGGGUGUCCACGGAGAAGAAGAUCUGCUGCUGAAGCUUUGGGAGGCCAAGGCGCAGUUGGACGAGCUGUGGAACAAGCCCCCGCCACCCAAGGCACGCUCCGUCAUGCAAAGGGUGGCCCGGGAUCAGCUCUUCCCGCACUCUGGGAAGGAGGGCAAAGACCAUGAGAACCGGGCAGGCGAGAAGCUGGAGGAGCUGGUGUCUGCCAGCGGGCUGCUGGAGGAUCUGCCGGAAGGGUGCCUCUUCCUGGACCUCUGCGGGGGCCCAGGGGCCUGGUCCCAGUUUCUGCUGGCCAAAGGCCUCGCGGGCUUCGGGCUCACGCUGCGCAGCGGCCAGGGCACGGAGGAGGACUGGCAGGCGGAGCAGAAGGAUGACUGGUACCCAGACUUGAUGCAGCACCCCUCCUGGCAGGCGCUUUGGGGUGCGGAUGGCACGGGUGACCUUCUGAAGCCCGAGAACCUGCAGCACGCCACGCAGAUGCUCUGUGCCGCCAAGGGCGUGUUCCUCUGCGUGGCGGACGGCGGCUUCAGCGACAAGGCCAUCCCCCCGAAUCUGCUGGAGCUCUACUUCUACCGCCUGCUCCUGGCAGAGCUGUUGCUGGCUACCAGCUGCCUGCUGCCGGGGGGGCGCUUCAUCUGCAAGCUCUACAGCUCCUUCUCCAGCGCCACCUCGGCCUUGCUCUACCUCACCACCCGCCUGUUCCAGGAGGUGCGCGUGGUGAAGCCCAUGGCCUCGCGCGUGGCGGGCCCAGAGAGGUAUUUGGUGGCCUUCGGCUUCCGGCCCAACCAGGAGACGGGGCCCAUCCGCCGUGCCCUUUGGGACUGCCAGGUCCUAGGCGCGGGGCAGAGCCCUUUGCAGCUGCCUUUGCUCAGUCCCCUUGUGGCGCCUGAAGACAUGGAAGCGGACGACGAGUUUCUGCCGAAGCUGCGAGCGAUGGUGGCCACGCUGGGCGGCCGUCAGGAGGCCGCGCUUCGCGCCAUCCGCUGCAGGGCCGAGCAGCUGGAGGAUAUGGCCCUGGAGGUGGCCGAAGAGGCCCAAAACCACUCAGGCCAUUGGGCCGAGGCGGCCAGGCGUCAACGUGAGGCCCACGAGACGGAGUACGAGAGGCGACCGAAGGCACAUGACAACCGCCUUCCCGUGAUCCGACGCAACCGAAUCCCAAAGUGCACCACUUGGAACUAG